AUGCAGGAUGACGACCAGGUAAACGUGCCAGUGGCCGAUGAGCCGCAGGCCGAAGCCGAACAGUCUGCGGCUGAACCCGUCGAGACGGACGAAGCCAAAACAGGCGAAGAGGCAACAGAGCAGCCCGAAGGCGACGACGCAGCGGGCGAAGAUGGUGAAGAGCACGACGGCGAAAAGCGCAAGAAACGGUCAGGCGUUGACCGGCUCAAGCGCCGCAUCGCUGAACUGACCGCAGAACUGGAAAUGUCGCGCAGUCGUGGGCCUGUUCCCGCUGACAGUGAGGCGAUCAGGCGAGCGGUUGAAGCGGAAAUCGGCACUCCGCCCGAUCAGAACGACUUUGACGACUACUUUGCGUAUGAGCGCGCACUGACGGCGUAUGAAGUCGAGCGACGGCUUGCUGAGAAGGACGCGAAGAAGCAAGCGGCCACGCAUCAAGCGCAGAUGACGGCUGCACAGCAGAUCGCCCUGGAAGAUUUCCGCGAGCGCGAGUCAGAGACGGCCAAGGCCAUCCCGGACUAUGCGCAAACGAUGGCGUCAGCCGGCAACAUGCCAGCGUCAGAUGCCGUUACCCGGCUUGUUGUCGAGUCCGAUAAGGGGCCGUUGCUCAAGUACCAUCUCGCGAAGAAUCCCGGCGACCUACAGCGUCUGAACGCUAUGGAUCCGCUGUCUGCCGCGCGCGCUAUCGGCCAGCUUGAGGCCCGACUGAGCCUGCCAACCGCAAACCGCAAUUCAAAGGCUCCGCCACCCACUGCCCCGAUCAAGGGCGGUGCUGGCCCUGCGUCUGAGAAAGCGAAACUCGAUGCGUGGCUCAGGAAACAGUACGGCGGCAGAGCGGAGAACUGA
Ostertagia ostertagi is the source of this 843-nucleotide messenger RNA. The record is from the annotation of a GenBank genome assembly. Lineage: Eukaryota; Metazoa; Nematoda; Chromadorea; Rhabditida; Trichostrongylidae.